AUGUCGCCACCGUGCCCCCGAUUCCACUCCUUAGUUCUCCUUCUGUCUAUCGUUCUACAGUGCAUACUAUCCGUCUGCGGGGGAAUACGGACGAUCGACGACACGUACGGCGACUCCGUGACAGGAGCGACACCAGUGUACUCGAACGAGGACUGCUGGAACGAAGGCCCAGGUUGUUCGGCGUGCACGUUCCAGCCGAAUACGUCGGAGGCGCAUAACGGCACUUGGCACGACACGACGUCAAAUGUAUGCAACAACCAGGAUGUCAGCAGCCCCUCGACCCAUAGCGUCAACUUCAGCUUCACCGGGACUGCUCUUACAGUAUACUGUAUCAUGGUCUCUCAAGGCCCGGUAGCGUGGUUGACCAACCUGAGCUUCACUCUCGAUGGCGAGAUCAGCAACACGGCGUUCUCACCAAGUCCGGUAGCGAGCACAUAUGGCUUCCAGUACAACGUCAACGUAUUCAGCAAAUCGGCAUUGAGCAACGAACAGCACACGUUCGCGAUGUCAGCUAUAGCAGGAUCGUCCGCAUCGGUCUUGCUCUUUGACUAUGCUGAGUACACGUACGUCUCAUUAUCAGUCACUCCCUGUAUGCUGGGUUGCUGA
Messenger RNA from Fomitopsis serialis, 606 nucleotides. RefSeq lists its product as uncharacterized. Bases 1 to 606 code for a protein of 201 amino acids. The record is from RefSeq and is a predicted model, not a curated record. NCBI's taxonomy places the organism in Eukaryota, Fungi, Basidiomycota, Agaricomycetes, Polyporales, Fomitopsidaceae. The transcript has 2 exons.